GUGUGACGGAUGCACAUGGAUGAACAAAAAAAAUUCCGUCGCGGCCAAGUGAUGAAUGUGUAACAAAGUUCGUGAAUUGAAUCGCGAUUUGUCAUUCAGCAGUAGUUGGAUGUCCGCCAUGACGGAAUUCGCUCUAAUCAACUUCAAAGGAUUCAAAUUUUUAAUAACCAAAAAUCCAUCCAACAAUAACUUGGAAGCAUUCAUCAAGGAGCUCAAGAAAAACAAUGUAAAGAUCGUCAUUAGAGUGUGUGAGCCGACUUACGACACUGAAGCUUUGAAAGGAGCUGGCAUACAAGUUGUUAAUUUAACCAUUCCAGACGGAACCUGCCCUUCUGAUUCCAUAGUUCAGGAAUUUUUCCAUGUUUGCAAAAGACAGUUUUGUAUUAAUCCGGAGUCGUGUAUAGCAGUUCAUUGUGUUGGAGGACUGGGAAGAGCUCCAGUAAUGGUGGCCAUAGCUUUAAUGGAGCUAGGAUAUACUUACGAAGAUGCUGUACAACUGAUUCGACAAAAGAGGAGAGGCGCGAUCAACGCCAAGCAACUGGAAUUCCUAUCAAAGUACAAACCAAAGUCGCGACUGGGCAACGAUAAAAAGAAAUGUGUGAUUCAGUGACGUAGCAAAACGAAGAGUAUCUGCCUUGUUCGAAAGUUUUCGUGGAGUCUUCCUGUUUACUGAUUUUGAUAUCUAGGUGCUAGAUUAUGCAAAUGGUUUAUAAAAUAUAUUCUGUCUUUCGGAUUGUUUAGAUUGUUUUGUCCAGAUAGUUGAAGGAUACUGAGUGAAAAAUAAAAUGUUAGAUGCCUUACUAGGUAGCGCAAAUUAAAUUCCCUCUGGUCAUAAUUACCACAUUAAUAAAACUUUGUAUUGAUUUUAAAAUAAAUUUGUUUUAAAAUUAUGUACGUCUUUAACAAAAAGAUGGUUUAUAUCAAUGAGAUGAUAAUAUGUAAAAUAUCACAUUUAAGGUUAUUUUAUUAAGAACACUACAAAUCUUUCUUGAAAUCGUGUCCUUGUCUGUCUAUCUGUCUAUGCAAUAGUACUUACAAGGAAUAGUACUCUAAUCUUAAAACUUGGUGUAUAUGUUCUUGUUAGUCCGAGAAAUAGCCCUAUUGAAUU
This is a messenger RNA of Diabrotica balteata, 1108 nucleotides long. The record is from the annotation of a GenBank genome assembly. NCBI's taxonomy places the organism in Eukaryota, Metazoa, Arthropoda, Insecta, Coleoptera, Chrysomelidae.